AUGAUGAAAUUGCAAGAUUUUUAUCAUUUCGGUGUUUUUAUCGUUUUGAUCUGGGGUGGGCACCUGACAUUCGUCCCUGACAAGACAAAUCAAGUCCUAGCUGCCGUCCGAGACUUCACGGAAUACUACCCCGAUGAUAAGGCUGCCAUCAUUGCGUCACACGGCAUAAUCCCCGGCAACAGACAUGGUGAAUAUCUUGUUGACAUAGCAGUUGAAGCCACCACACUCUCCCCAGCUCCAACCACCCUGAGGCCCUGCAAGCAAUCAACAACCGCUUUGGAAUCUAUCGUGACGGAAAAUAAGCUCGUUCCAGGCCUGCAGACCUUUUUGACCUGCCAGCCAAUACCCAAACGGCUCGCGCGCCAUGCCCGGAAGAAUGGCGGGGGCCUGCGCGAUCAUGACGACUCUGUUGAUAGAAUUUUCAUGGUGAUGAACAAUGCGUACAAUCUCACAUCUGACAUCCCACGGACGGAGGGGGACAAUGACAUCCCUCGUUGA
Messenger RNA from Paracoccidioides brasiliensis Pb18, 498 nucleotides. RefSeq lists its product as uncharacterized. Bases 1 to 498 code for a protein of 165 amino acids. The transcript has 3 exons. The record is from RefSeq and is a predicted model, not a curated record.